Messenger RNA from Lotus japonicus, 4504 nucleotides. Its product is annotated as enhancer of mRNA-decapping protein 4-like. Gene Ontology annotation, biological process: deadenylation-independent decapping of nuclear-transcribed mRNA. Gene Ontology annotation, cellular component: P-body. NCBI's taxonomy places the organism in Eukaryota, Viridiplantae, Streptophyta, Magnoliopsida, Fabales, Fabaceae. The record is from RefSeq and is a predicted model, not a curated record. The coding region runs from base 195 to 4322 and encodes 1375 amino acids. Gene Ontology annotation, molecular function: protein binding. The transcript is spliced from 12 exons.
UAAGAAAUCGGUGCUGCAACAUUUCCGAAAACCCCUCGUCUAGAUCUUACUCUCACUCUCUCUCUCUCUGAGUCAGAAUCUUCAUCUGAAUCUCAAAUUCUCAAGUUUUCUUCUGCAAAUCUUCACCGCGAUUUCCAAUCUCAAUUCUCAUCAGGUUGAAUUGAUUGCUGAAUUCAAUUCAAUUCAAUCUGGUGAUGGCUGCUCCCAAUCAACAACCACCACCACCACCACCCACCUUCGACAUGCACUCCUUCUUCAACCCUCCAAACCCUAACCCUAACAACCACCUUGCUUCUUCCCCAUUCCCUUCCUCCGCCCCACCUCCUCCGUCCUCCUCCGCCUCCUACCCUCCUCCCGCCGGCCCCUUCUCCGCCGCGCCGUACUUCCCCUUCGACCACCACCAGCACUUCCCGCUACACCCCCAUCACUACCUCCAGCAACAGCAACAGCAACACCAACAGCUGCAACAACACCGUUCCCUCUCCUUCCCAACUCCGCCUCUCCAACCCCAGCCUAUACCUCCGCCUUCCAACCCCAACGCUGGCGCCAGCCUCAUGGCUCUCCUCAGCGCCAAUCCUCCUAUGCAACCCCAGCAGCAGCAGCAGCCGUUUUCCGAUUUCGCCGCCAGUUCCCCCCACGCCCCGCCUUCCGUGGGCGCACUGACAGCUGCCAAUGCCGCUGCCGCCGCGCUGAUCCGGCUGCCUAGCAGUAAGCUCCCCAAGGGGAGGCAUUUGACUGGGGAGCACGUUGUGUACGACGUCGACGUUAGGUUGCCCGGUGAGGUGCAGCCCCAGCUCGAGGUCGCGCCCAUCACUAAGUACGGGUCUGAUCCUAACCCGGUUCUGGGUCGGCAGAUUGCGGUGAAUAAGUCGUAUAUAUGUUAUGGGUUGAAACAGGGGAACAUCAGGGUGCUCAAUAUUCACACUGCUGGGAGAUCCUUGCUCAGAGGCCACACUCAGAGGGUCACAGACUUGGCAUUCUUUGCCGAAGAUGUUCAUCUCUUGGCAAGUGUUUGCAUAGAUGGCCGUGUCUAUGUGUGGAAGAUCUCUGAAGGUCCCGAUGAUGAAGAUAAGCCUCAAAUAACUGCUAAUAUUGUUAUUGCUAUCCAAAUAGUGGCAGAGGAGAAAGUUGAACACCCUCAAAUUUGCUGGCAUUGCCACAAACAAGAGAUUUUGAUAGUUGGUAUGGGAAAACAUGUGCUGAGAAUUGACACAACAAAAGUUGGAAAUGGUGAAGCCUUUUUGGCUGAGGAUCCUCCUAAGUGUCCUCUUGACAAACUCAUUGAGGGGGUUCAGCUUGUAGGAACACAUGAUGGGGAGGUGACUGAUUUGUCAAUGUGCCAAUGGAUGACAAAUCGAUUGGUAUCUGCAUCUCAGGAUGGCACGAUAAAAAUAUGGGAAGAUCGGAAGAUGCAACCUCUUGCGAUUUUGAGACCACAUGAUGGCCAUCCUGUAUUUUCUGCUACAUUUUUUACUGCUCCGCACCGGCCUGAUCAUAUUGUCCUUGUCACAGCAGGACCACGAAAUCGGGAAGUGAAGCUUUGGGUCGCAGCAAGUGAAGAAGGUUGGCUUCUCCCUAGUGAUGCCGAGUCCUGGAAAUGCACUCAGACAUUGGAGUUAAAGAGUUCUGCUCAACCAUCUCUCAAGGAUGCGUUCUUUAAUCAAGUUGCAGCACUACCUCAUGCAGGUCUGCUUUUACUUGCAAAUGCCCAGAGGAAUGCUAUAUAUGCUGUGCACUUAGAAUAUGGUCCUAAUCCCGAAUCAACACGAAUGGAUUAUAUAGCUGAGUUUACUGUGACCAUGCCCAUUCUGAGUUUUACUGGAACAAGUGAUGUAUUACCUCAUGGUGAACAUAUUGUUCAGGUUUAUUGUGUUCAGACACAGGCUAUUCAGCAGUAUGCUUUGGAUUUAGUACAAUGCUUGCCUCCGCUGUUGGAAAAUGUGGGACUAGAGAAGUCAGAUUCCAGUGUUUCCCGAGAUGCAAUGACUGCUGAAGGGUUCACCUCUUUAGACUCAUCUGAAAUGUCUUUAGCCAAUUCUGCUCCCAAAACAAUGAUACAGGCAAGCGGCACUGAGAGUGGUCUUGUGGCAAGAUACCCUUUAAGCUCUGGCCAUAUUGACUCGACUAUGUCUAAAGAUAUCAGCAGUUCAAAUAUUGAUGCUAAAUCUGUGACAUUGGCUUCUUCUAGUAGUGAUGCUGAUAUUGUCUGCGUUCCUUCUCCACCUCUUCCUUUGAGCCCAAGGUUGUCCAGGAAGCUUUCUGAUUUCAGGAGUCCACAGUCUAAUUUGGGUGAUCAUGUUGUGGACCGACCUGUUAAUGAUUAUUCAGUUGACAGACAAAUGGAUACCAUUCACAGGAACUUGUCUGACCCAUUGAAUAAUGAUGAAAAGAAAAUCAAUCAGGAUGACAUUUCUAGUGUACCUAAUCCUUCUGCCAUGUUUAUGCAACCAACUCAUCUGGUUACACCGUCCGAGUUCGUAAAAGCCGGUUCUUCCUCUGAGGCUAAUAUUAUUGAUAAAAAGAAUGAGGGAGAAACAAUGAUCCAGGACAUAGUGGACGUGGGUAAUGCUGAAGUGGAAGUGAAAGUGGUAGGUGAAACAAGAUCUAAUCAAAGCGAUGACAUUGGCCAGCAGGGGUCUCAACAAAACCCACUUUACGAUAAUAAAGAAAAAUUAUUUUGCUCUCAGGCUUCAGAUCUUGGUAUUGAGAUGGCUCGUGAAUGUUGUGCGAUAUCUGGGGAAACUUGUAUUACGGAGGAACCUGGACAAAUUGAUUCUAUUGUAGGGGACUCGCUGGCCCAACCUUCUAACGGUGGCCAUGGAAUCCAAGACAUGACAAAAGAUGUCCAUGAGAAGGUUUCUGACUCAUCUACAUCCAUGGUUGUACCACCAUCACCUGCACCUAAUACUAAAGGGAAGAGGCAGAAGGGUAAAAAUUCUCAAGUAUCAGGCCCAUCUUCCCCAUCUCCGAGUGCAUGCAAUUCAACUGAUUCGUCCAAUGAACCAAAUGGAAGUUCAUCCCUCCAAUCUACUGAAAACGCUUCUCAAAUUCUGGCAAUGCAAGAAACGCUCAAUCAGUUAUUGACGAUGCAAAAAGAGAUGCAGAAACAAAUGACUAUGAUGGUUUCUGUCCCUGUUACAAAAGAGGGUAGGAGGCUUGAGGCUUCCCUAGGGAAAAGCAUGGAAAAAGCUGUCAAGAUCCAUUCUGAUAUUUUGUGGACUCGAUUUCAAGAGGAGAAUGCAAAAAAUGAAAAGGUGUCACGAGACCGUCUCCAACAUAUUACGGGUUUGAUUAGUAACUUUAUGAAUAAGGACCUGCCAGCUAUACUGGAGAAAACAGUAAAGAAGGAAAUUGCUUCUGUUGGACCAGCUGUGGUCCGUGCAAUGUCUCCUGCUGUGGAGAAAAUAAUAUCUUCUACUAUUAUGGAGUCAUUCCAGAGAGGAGUUGGUGACAAGGCAGUGAAUCAACUGGAUAAAUCAGUUAAUUCAAAACUUGAAGCUACUGUGGCCAGACAAAUCCAAGCACAAUUUCAGACAACCGGCAAACAGGUGCUUCAGGAUGCACUUAGAUCCAGUUUUGAAACAUCAGCGGUUCCUGCAUUUGAGAUGUCAUGUAAAGCCAUGUUUGAACAAGUGGAUGCGACAUUUCAAAAAGGCAUGCUUGAACAUUCAACUGCGGUGCAACAACGCCUUGAAUCUGGGCCUACAUCAUUGGCAAUGGCUCUAAGGGAUUCCAUUAAUUCAGCAUCGUCAGUUACUCAAACUUUAAGUAGAGAAGUGCUUGAGGGUCAAAGAAAGCUGAUGACACUGGCAAUUGCAAGAACAAACUCUGGCACAUUAAACCCUCACCCCGUCCAGCUGAACAGUGGUCCUUUGCUUCAUGAAAAGGUUGAGGUGCCACUGGAUCCGACAAAGGAGCUAGCAAGGUUGAUUUCUGAACGGAAAUAUGAUGAGGCAUUCACUGUAUCUCUACAAAGAAGUGAUGUGUCUAUUGUAUCUUGGUUAUGUUCUCAGGUUGAUUUACAUGGACUUUUGUCAAUGGUCCCUCUUCCUUUAAGCCAAGGUGUAGUGCUUUCACUUCUACAGCAGUUGGCUUGCGAUAUUAACAAUGAUACUCCCCGAAAGCUUGCGUGGAUGACAGAUAUCGCUGCUGCCAUAAAUUCAUCGGACCCCAUGAUCACAUUGCAUGUCCGAGGUAUCUUUGAGCAAGUUUAUCAAAUUUUGAAUCAUCAACGGAGCUUACCUACAAUGACCGGACCUGAUCUCUCAAGUAUCCGUCUUUUGAUGCAUGUUGUCAAUUCUGUCCUUGUAACCUGUAAAUGAUUUUUCAAUGUGCAAAUUCACCUUUUGAACUUUUAUUAUGAUUGGAAUUUUGUACAGAGCGCUCUUUUGACUCACUCCAUUAAAUGCUCUUCCAGUCCCAUAGCGGAAUGUGUUAAUUAAUUUGUUUAGAAUUCCGUUCAAGACAUGAAAGUUCUAUUUUUAACAAUUGGGUCUUCUAGGGA